GGCUGUUCUCUGUUUAGGGCUCUCCUUGAGAUGUUCUCAGGGUAUCAGGAGCAGGAUGACUAUGAGGACGAGCUGUACCGGGAUGAUGCAGACUCCAGUUUGUCUGACGCUGACAGUGAACUGGAGUUCCGGCUUUAUUCCCAGCUGCACUACAGCGCUGAGAUCCAGGAGGACCGUGAGGACUCGAGAGAGGUCCAGUCAUCAGUACCACAGACUCAAACACAGCAGAAUACCUCACCUCCUGCUCCACCUGUAGAUGUUAUUGUGAUUGACUCUGGCCCAGAUGCUACCACAGUGUCAGACAACACAGAGGAAGAUGACAGCGUCUGUGCUAAGAAAGGUCAAUCAUCCAAACGCUGGAACAGCAAGUUACUUUCAGCCUGUCUACCACAAGUUCAAGCAGGAAAGAGCUCCCCAGAUGAUAUUGUGGUGUUGGAUUCUGAUUCAGACGACAGCUCUUCUGAAUCUGUACCUGCUGUACCUGUACCCGAGGAUCUGGAUUCAGACUCGGAUGGACUGGAGAACUGGAUGAUUGUGGACUGGGACAAACAGGAUGGAGAUCAGAGCAUCCAGCUCAACCUCUCCUUACCAG
Molecule: messenger RNA, 592 nt
Organism: Sinocyclocheilus rhinocerous
Lineage: Eukaryota; Metazoa; Chordata; Actinopteri; Cypriniformes; Cyprinidae
Product: zinc finger CCHC domain-containing protein 7-like
Exons: 1
Biological process (GO): nuclear polyadenylation-dependent snRNA catabolic process; nuclear polyadenylation-dependent snoRNA catabolic process; nuclear polyadenylation-dependent CUT catabolic process
Cellular component (GO): TRAMP complex
Molecular function (GO): RNA binding
Source: RefSeq, a predicted model, not a curated record